AUGGAAAGACCACUCUGGUUUCGUUGGUUAAAAGUUUACGCCCUUGGUGGUGUCAUCAUAGGUUCAGGGGUACUUUUAUUUAAAUAUACCACCCCUUCUGAUGAACAAUUGAUCAAAUCAUUAUCCCCUGAACUAAGACUGCAGUAUGAAAAAGAGAGGAAUUUACGUCAAGCUGAACAAGAAGAACUUAUGAAGAUUGUAAGGAAUACUGCGGAAAGCAAGGAUCCUAUUUGGAAAACGGGACCUAUACAGUCACCAUGGGAGAGAAAUCCAGCUGGUACAAGCGAAAAUGGCAAUGGUAUUCAGAAUAUUGAUGACCAUUUCCAGAGACUAAAUGCAGAGAAGGCUCAGAGAGAGGAGUUAGACAGGAUUAGGCAAAAAAUGGAUACCUUAAAGCAAGAUAGUCAAAGGAAGACGGAAAGUAUCAUAAAUGGCAGGACUAAAAGUUGGUGGAAGUUCUGGUGA
Molecule: messenger RNA, 465 nt
Organism: Naumovozyma castellii
Lineage: Eukaryota; Fungi; Ascomycota; Saccharomycetes; Saccharomycetales; Saccharomycetaceae
Gene: CBP4
Product: Cbp4p
Exons: 1
Coding region: 1-465 (154 amino acids)
Source: RefSeq, a predicted model, not a curated record